Pollicipes pollicipes is the source of this 1125-nucleotide messenger RNA. RefSeq names its product transmembrane emp24 domain-containing protein bai-like. Bases 74 to 703 code for a protein of 209 amino acids. Lineage: Eukaryota; Metazoa; Arthropoda; Thecostraca; Pollicipedomorpha; Pollicipedidae. The record is from RefSeq and is a predicted model, not a curated record. The transcript is spliced from 5 exons.
UUAAAACGAGCUUGUUGGAGAGGUGCCGUUGGUUAGGCCCAAAUUCGACCAGUUGUGCCUAUUUGCUAUAAUUAUGAGCACAUCUGCCCUUAAGCAAGCUCUUUUAUUGCUGUUGGGGAGACUUCUGUGCGUCGAAGGCUUAAUGUUCCAACUGCAUCCCAACAAUCAUAAGUGCCUUGCUGAAAAUGUGCAUGCCAAAACGCUCGUUACUGGGGAAUAUGAGGUUUCCGAAGUCCCAAACCAGGUGGUACAUUUUCAGGUGAUUGAUCAAGAUAGCCAUGUGUUGGCCAAUCGGCAAGAGGCCAAGGGGCAUGGGAAGUUUGCCUUCACCACAGAUAAAGACACAAAGUUUGAAAUCUGCUUUGUUUCAAGUGUGCAAGCAGGACAGUCAGGUCUGGUUCAUGACAUCACUCUUACAACCAAGCAUGGUGUGGAAGCAAAGAGCUAUGAGGGGCUGGCCGACGCGGCUAAGCUGAAGCCGCUGGAGAUGCAGCUCAAGAAGCUGGAGGACCUGUCAGAGGCCAUCGUGCAGGACUUCGCCUAUAUGCGAGAGCGCGAGGAGCAGAUGCGCGACACAAACGAGUCGACCAGCUCGCGGGUGAUGUACUUCAGCCUGUUCGGGCUGUGCUGUCUGCUCGGCCUAGCCACGUGGCAAGUGUUGUACCUGCGCCGCUACUUCAAGGCGAAGAAGCUAAUCGAGUAGCGGGAGGCGGUGCGGGAGGUCGUCCGAGUCCGUCCGGGUUUGGGCUGUGUGGAGUCCGGCACCGGACUAUGCGUCCGUCCUUCUGCCGCGUGCCGGCGUGUGCGCAGCAUGCCACUGUCGCGAGCACCCGCCGACUUACACGCAAAGCGGUGCCCGCUGGCUAGCGGGCGAGAGCAGAUUGGGGAGCGCGUGAUAGCGGUCGUUUGUUUUGCUUUAACGGGAACCUUCCUGGGAGCCGUCACGAUCGUCUCUGUUUUGUCAAGCUGCUGCUUUCUUGUUUGCGGGUUGUCACUUGCGGUCGCAGGCGUGCAAAUAUGGGGAGUUUGUGGUGCGGUGCUGUUCGGCUCAUCCCUCGGUGCGAGAGGAAACGCGCCGGAACUGGGCCGGCUCAACAAAUACAGCCGAAAGAAUGAUACAAAUGU